Girardinichthys multiradiatus is the source of this 5185-nucleotide messenger RNA. RefSeq names its product HECT and RLD domain containing E3 ubiquitin protein ligase 3 (gene herc3). Gene Ontology annotation, cellular component: cytosol. The transcript is spliced from 26 exons. Gene Ontology annotation, molecular function: ubiquitin protein ligase activity. The record is from RefSeq and is a predicted model, not a curated record. NCBI's taxonomy places the organism in Eukaryota, Metazoa, Chordata, Actinopteri, Cyprinodontiformes, Goodeidae. The coding region runs from base 403 to 3546 and encodes 1047 amino acids. Gene Ontology annotation, biological process: protein ubiquitination; ubiquitin-dependent protein catabolic process.
ACUUCCGGCUAAGCGGACCAAUCACAUCUUUCCUCGCAGAAGAGUUUGGUGACUUAAGCAACGGGAGCGCUUCCUCGUUUGUUGUAUGAACUGGAGAGCAGAAAACGCCCCUUCUUCAACAUGCAUUUGUCAAGGUGUGAGGAAAAGAGGAAGACCACAGAGAAAGUACAUAGAUGCAGUGCAGAGGAGGAUGGUUUGGAUUGAGGAAGAUUCAGGCAGAUGGUCCACACCCUAAAGGCAGCAUCUGAGAGAAGAACUAUUUUUCUGCAGUUAUGGUUGGAAUUUACAUGAAGAGGAGAAAGCGGAGCUGCUCUGAGGCCUGAACAGAAUCAUCUCCCUCCAUCUGGCCCUCACUCUCUCCGCCUCUUCAGACUGCUGCUCAUUUCCUCUCCUUUCCUCAGCAUGCUGUGUUGGGGGAAUGCCAGGGAUGGACAGCUGGGCAUCGGUGAGGAGAGGAACCCUGCGUUUGAGCCCAGGAACUGCCAUGUGUUCAGUGGACGAGGAUUGAAGGAAGUCGCGUGUGGAGGGCAGCACACGCUGUUCCUGCUGCACGAUGGUAGCGUGUACACAUGUGGCUCCAACAGCUGUGGACAGCUGGGCCACAACAGAGAUGGGACGUCCCCAGAGCUGGUGGGGGCUCUGGAUACUCAGAAGAUAACGAUGGUGUCGUGUGGUUGGGCCCAUUCGAUGGCCAUAAAUGAGCAGGGUCAAGUGUUCGCCUGGGGAGCCGGCGAAGGGGGACAGCUCGGCCUGGGGACUGCGGAGGCUGCGGUUCGAAUCCCAAGGUUGGUGAAGAGGCUCUGUGACCACAGCGUCUCUCAAGUAAUGUGUGGGAACCAGCACUGCAUCGCACUUUCUAGAGAUGGUCAGCUGUUCACAUGGGGCCAGAACACCAAUGGUCAGCUCGGUCUGGGUAAAGGAGAGCCGAGCAAGCUCUCGCCUCAUCCCCUGAAGUCUCUGGCGGGAAUUCCUCUGGCUCAGAUAACGGCUGGAGGAGACCACAGUUUUGCCCUGUCCUUGUCAGGCGCCGUCUUUGGAUGGGGCAAAAACAGAGCGGGACAACUUGGUCUUAAUGACAAACAAGACCGAGCCGUCCCGUGUCACAUCAAAUUUUUGAGGUCCCAGAAAGUUGUUUAUAUCAGCUGUGGAGAUGAGCAUACUGCAGCGCUCACAAAGGAUGGAGGCCUGUUUACGUUUGGAGACGGCUCAUGGGGGCAGCUGGGUCAUGGCUCCACCAAUAAUGAGCUUCUACCGAGACGGGUGCUGGAGCUCAUGGGGACCGAGGUUUCCCAGAUUGCCUGUGGCAGGCACCACACUCUGGCCUUAGCCCCAUCGUCUAGCAUGGUGUAUGCAUUUGGUUGCAACAGCCACGGCCAACUGGGGACAGGAGUCCUGGGCGAUUCAAGAAGCCCAUUUCCUGUGAAGUCCAGUUUCCUGACUGGAAACCUGCAGAGAAGAGACUCAAAGCAGUAUACAAAAAUCAUCUGUGGAGGAGACCACAGUUUCUUAUUGUACUCCAAUGAGCAGAGUUCUGUUGUCACAGAGGACUUCAGAGUGAUUAAUGUCAGUAAAAGCCUCUUCCCGAUCAACUAUGAACAAUUAAAUUCAUGGAGAUUAAAAAUGAUGUACAACACAGACUCUAGUGUCACCAACGACAUCGUGAUUCAGCUCUCCUCGACGGCUUGUUGGAACGCCAGCUUCCUGGACCAAAGUGAUGAUACUCACUUCAAAACCAACCCAAAGAUCCCAGGUAUUGAUCUGAAUUUGGUCAGAACAUUGUUUGAGGUUCUCAGCAAACCCGCCUUCACUGGACUCCUGGAACAGGCCACCAAGAGUUUUGAGAGCCUGUUGAUUCCUCAGCUGCCGCGCUCGCCCCCCGAUGUCGAGGCCAUGAGGAUCUACCUCAUCCUGUCUGAGUAUCCCGCCCUGCAGGACUCCAAGAACUACAUCCGACUCACUAUUCCCCUGGCAAUGGCUAUUCUCCGGCUAGACGCCAACCCCAGCAAAGUAUUGGAUAACUGGUGGUGUUUUAUGGACGACAGCUUCUUCACCAGAAUGGUCGACAUGUACAAAAGCAUCGUUGUGUUCAUGCUGACGGGCGGCAAGACUGUCCUGGUGCCCGUCUUCUACGACAACUAUUUCCUGGCCACCUUACGGCUGCUGGAGAAACUCCACAAGGUAAACCUAAAAGCUAACCACGUGGAGUACAGUCGCUUUUAUAUCCCUGAUAUCACCAGCCUGGUGGACAUCCAGGAAGACUACCUCAAAUGGUUUCUGAGUAAAGCUGAUAUUAAAAUGGGCUCAUCCCCUUCAGAGCAGAACGACUUUCCCUCAGUGAACCUGUGUGCCUUCCCGUUCAUCCUGAACGCCCAAGCCAAGACGACAAUGCUGCAAACAGAUGCUGAACUGCAAAUGCAGAUGGCAGUUAGUGGUGCAAACCUACACAACGUCUUUAUGCUGCUCACGCUGGAACCCCACCUCGCUAGGAACCCAUAUCUGGUGCUGCAUGUGCGCCGGAACCAUUUAGUCAGCGACACGCUACGGGAGCUCACCAUGUACUCUGAUGUGGACCUCAAGAAGCCACUCAAGGUGAUCUUUGAUGGCGAGGAGGCCAUAGACGCAGGCGGAGUAACUAAAGAGUUCUUCCUGCUGCUGCUAAAGGAGCUUCUGGAUCCUGUCUAUGGGAUGUUCACUCAUUAUACAGAGUCCAAUCUGCUGUGGUUCUCAGACAAAUGUUUUGUAGAGCAGAACUGGUUUCAUCUGAUCGGGAUCAUCUGUGGUCUGGCCAUCUAUAACUCCACAGUGGUGGAUCUGCACUUUCCCCUGGCGCUCUACAAGAAGUUGCUGGAUGUGCCGCCCACACUGGAGGACUUUAAAGAGCUCUCACCAACAGAAGCCAGGAGUCUUCAGCAACUUCUAGACUAUGAAGAAGGAGACAUAGAGGAGACGUUUCUUCUCAACUUUUCUAUCACCAGGGAAAACUAUGGGAUGACAGAAAUCAAGGAGCUGGUUCCGGGAGGAGAGAGCAUCGCUGUGGACAAAAACAACAGGAAGGAGUUUGUGGAGGCCUACCUGUGCUACGUGUUCUCAGGCUCGAUGUGCGAGCAGUACUCGGCCUUCUCCUCUGGUUUCCUGAAAGUGUGUGGAGGGGAGAUCCUGUCGCUGUUCCAGCCCUCUGAGCUGAUGGCCAUGGUGGUCGGUAACAGCAAUUACAACUGGGAGGAGAUGGAAAAGAACGCUGUGUACAAAGGAGAGUACACCGCCACUCACCCAACUGUUCGAUUUUUCUGGGAGGUUUUCCACGAAUUCCCGCUGGAGAAGAAGAAGCAGUUCUUAUUGUUCCUGACUGGCAGCGACCGCAUCCCCAUCCACGGCAUGGAGAGCCUUCGGAUCGUCAUCCAGUCCACCACGGCAGAGGAACACUACCUGCCCGUGGCUCACACCUGCUACAACCUCCUCGACAUGCCCCGCUACCAGACCAAAGAGAUCCUGCGCCGUCGCCUCACUCAGGCGGUGGAGCAGUACGAGGGCUUCAGCCUGGUCUGAGGAAACGGGGUUCCAGGAGGGCCUUUAAUGCACUUUAACAGAUACGGGCGGAGUAUUAGUUGGAGGAUGCCGGACGCAGGGAGGUCACUCGCUCAAGAUUGUUUAGUAUCUUAAAUCCUAAUAGGUCUAUGUGUAUAACCAAUGUUUUUAUAUUACUUUUAUUGCUGGAAAACGGUUCAAAAUUGAGGAUUUGAUGAGCCGACAUUGAUAUUUGGACAUAACUCAGAAGAUUCAAAUAGAGAUCGCUUUCUGAAAUGUGCAUGACGACCUGAGAUCAGAAAAACCGGUAACAGUCAAGAAACGUCUGGAUUUUUGCAACGUUUUCCUUUUCUUUUGCAAAGCUGUGUAUUUUAUAUUCCUUAAAUUCUAUUUUUCACAUUUAAAGACUGGUGUUAUUACUAUGAGACACUAUUUGUUUUUGUUGUUUUAAUUUAUUAAAUAGAGUGUCUAUAUUUUGAUGAAAUGGAGAUGUAUAAAUGUGUGUAAAUAGGACUUUGAACCAAAUCCACAGCCCUGAUCUUUGGGAGGGGUGAUAGUCAUGCUGAUCCUUUAAAAUCUAUACACCAGGAUGUCAUCCUUGCCUGAUUUUUGGAAAAAGAGGGCAGCAGAGGAGUCUUUGGCAGGCCUACGAAGGCUCCAGGGCAACAUCAUAAUUGCUCAUUCCUGUUUAGCUGUAAAUCAUUGAGCAGCUGACGCAUUUUAACCUGCAUUCAACAGUGUUGCCUUCUGUAAGGACAUAACGCUGACUUUUAGUCCCUGGAUGUUGUCUGUGUGCAUGUUGUUGGGUAAAACCAAAUCCCAGAUGGGCAUUUUCUUGGAAAUACAGUGACUCCUAUUCUUGCAGAGACCUGAAUGAGACUCGCUCUGAUGCAUUAAUGGAUUUUCUGGCUGUUGAAUUUUGUUAGGGCUCAACUCUUCAUGUUGAUUCUGGUUUCCAUUAAUUUUUUGAUUUGACUGUUUAUUAAUUGGACAGCGUCGUCUCUGCAAGGAAUCAAGGAAACUUGAAGUAUGUCCCAAAAAUGUCGCUUAGAGCAAAGCAUAUUCAAAUCUUAGUAUUAGUACAUGUAAUUAUUAGCUACUGUAUCAUAGAUUAGCAGUAACUAAUAUGUAAUAAUUGAAUAAAUCCAUAUUUUAAUGAUGUAUGCAUAUUAAAUACUUAGAUAUAUAUAAACAUUUGAUACAGUGUACCUGCCACUUAUUCUAGAGCUUGCCCUGAUAUUGUAUCUAUUCCUGAAGUCCAACCUCUUAGUGUGAAGUGAGUGAAGUCAUUUUGCAUAUCUAACAAACACAAAAAGUAUGGCUACUUGGUCCGCUGAGCAAUAACUUGAAUCAGCCAAGUUGUCGUAAAAUCUCUGGGUUUACCGUCAAAGCACCUGAAACUCUUCUGAUGACGCUGCAUCCUUUGGCUUAAGCUCUAUGCUGCAUGUACACUCAUGUUCAACAUUUCUCAUUUCUUCAUUUUCAGGCUGAUUUCUCCUACAGACUUUAGUCCUAUGCAAAGGUUUGUGCAGCCCCUGACUUUUUGCACCUUUUAUUGUGCUUCAGAGGAUGUGAUGUGAUUUUUCUGCAUAUUUGUCUGCAAUAUACAGAAUGCUCUCUGUUCAAGCCCAGGUUUGAAAUAAAAUAUGUUGGAAAGGUU